GCAGCAAGCGGCGCCCCCAGGCUGCGCCGAGCGGGCCCGCCAUGGCGGUGGACGGCCGCGGGGGGCGGGAGCUGCUCGCCCUCAUCCACCAGCACCUGCUGCGCGGCGGCUACGCUCGGGCGGCCCGCGAGCUGCAGGCGCAGACCGGGCAGAAAUUGCUCCCUUCCCUUGCGACCUCUCUCGAGGACAUCUUUACCCACUGGGAAAAAACUCCAUCGAAUUCCAGGAGAAGAAAGGUGAGUGAUGAGGAGGCAGCCAUCCCAGAAAAGAUCAGAGUUCCUGAUCCUGUGAGCAGCUCUGAGAGCUCAGAAAAAGAAGAUGAUGAGAAGGAGAAGGCAAAAGCUGCGAAUGCAGCCAGCCUCUCUCUGGCCACAAACUCAGUAGUGAACGUAGAAAGCACUGAAGGUGAUGAUUCCUCGUCAGAAGAUGAGACACCAGCUGGAAAAGGUGCAGUUACGGUGACACCAGCUGUGGUGACUGGCAAAGCUGCUAACUCCUUGCGUUCUCCUAACAAACCGGCUGCCCCAGCAGGCAAAACAGCAGUGCUGCCUGCUGCAAACAGAACUGUGGUCUCAAAUAAGCAGCAGCCCAAUGUGCCAGCUGUGUCUGCAGCUCCAGCCAAGGCUGGGCAGAAACUGCCCAGUCCUGGGAAGCCCAGACAAACUGCAACAGCCGUGGCCAAAGUAGGUCAAAGCAAAGCACCGGUAAUGACCAAAGCACCAGAAAGCAGCAGCAGCAGCAGCAGCUCCUCGUCAGAGAGCGAGGAAGAAAAAGAGAUGCCGACUGCAAAGGCCCCAGCCCCCAAAGUGGAGCUGAAGCAGGCAGCUGGGGCUGCUGAGAGCAGCAGUGAGGAAUCAAGUGAUGAGACAUCCUCUGAGGAGGAACCUGCAACUCCAGCAGUCCAGGUAAAGCCAGCUGUGAAAAGUGCACCUGCUGCUCCAGUGUCCCUCAGGAAGAAUGCACCGAGGCAAGUGGUGCAGGCACCAAACCAAGCCAAACCCGCAUCCACAACGGUUCCUGGGCCUGCAAAGCCUGAUGAUACAUCAGAGAGCAGUGACUCCUCAGACAGCGAAGAUGAGGAACUUCCAUCAAUAACCCAGACAAAGCCACCUCCAAAAACCCCCCAGGCCGUCCCACCCCGAGUGAAACCUACACCAGCAGCAUCACCCUCUGGCAAAGUAGCUCCAGCAAAAACACUUCCAGCACCAAAACCAACAGUGCCAAAGCAGGCCAAAACCACACCGGGAAAGACUACUGCUCCCGUGAAGCCUGCUGAAGGUAUGAAGUCAGAGGAGAGCUCUGACUCCUUGAGCAGUGAAGAGGAGGAUCUCCCUGUGCCCGUAAGCCAGAAGAGGUUAACAGAACAGCCUGGGCCUCUUCCCAACCCGAGCCAGGCUGCCAAAGCUAGGCCGCCUGAAAAAGCAGUGGGAAGCAUCUUGAAAACCCAAGCCUCAGAAAGUGGGAGCAGUGACUCGUCUGACAGUGAAGAGGAGUCCCCUGCAGCCCAGACAGAGCCUCCACAAGCUGUGGAAACCAAUGCUGUACCCCAGUCAACAAAUGUGAAGAAGGCACCAGCUCCAGCCCCAGCCCCUCCACCAGUGGACAGCAGCGAUGAUUCCAGCCAGGAGUCAGAUUCAGAGGAGGAAAUAGUCCCCCCUUCUCAGAGUCUGUCCCAGCAGAACGUCAAAGCAGCCAAGGUUUUGAGCACAGUGACUGCCAAGGCUAAUGCCACACUGCCUUUGGGGAAGGGGAUAAAAGCGCCUGCUGUCCCUCCAGUUAGCAGAGUGUCUGAGAACUUGAAAAGUGAUGCGCUGGCAGAAGAGGUCCCCACUCUUCCUUGCCUAAAGCAAACUGUUCCUGUGGGAGAAGCUUCUCCAGCUAAUACUGCCACCCCGCAGGCUGCUUCACUUCUGGGAAGUCACACUGCAAAGUCAAGGAAGCCAGGCCUGCAGCCAGCACAGGAUGCCCAGCUGAGCCAGGCUGCCCUGCCCACCCAGGCAGAGGAGACCUCGGGCAGUAGCAGUUCCUCAGACAGCAGCGACGAGGAGAUGCCCAAGCAGCCCCCCAAACCUGCAGGCUCACUGCAGAAACCAGGAGGGACCCAGCCAGCCCACAGCUCCUCCUUGGAGUCCAGUGAGGAGAAGGCAAUGUCGCAGUCCCUCCUGACAGGCUAUAUGGGCCUCUCCAAACCUCCAGCAGCACCCCAGGCACCAAAGACGGUUCCUCCCGAGUCUGUAGGCAAAGCCAGGCAAGGGAAAGCAGCCAUGACUGCUGCAAACUCCCUCACCCAGGCCUCCGCGCAAGCAGCCCCAGCCAACAGCUCCAGCAGCGACAGCAGCGACUCUGACACAGACAUCGACCAGGUGGCUGCAAACCACAAAGCAGAAAACAACCCUGCUCCAGGGCAGGAAGCCACAGGAGCCUCCAACAAAGAGAAGGUGGCCGGAAAAACGGAGCCAGGUCAUGACAGCCUCAAACCUUCCCCAGUCAAAGCCCUGGCUGUGAAAGAGAAUGAUGUUGGGGCAAAAGGGGUACAAGUGACCCCAGCAUCACAUGCACUGUUGUCCAUCUCACAGUCAGAGGAGCCAAGCUCAGGAAGCAAAACAGAGGUCACUACUGCCAGAGUUCCUGCAGUGCAAACACCGGAAGGGUUGGAAGUGAAGAAGAAGAAAAAGGAGAAAAAAGAAAAGAAGGAAAAGAAGAAACCUUCCUCCACAGAAGAUAAGGCUGUGAAAGCAUCUAAGAGCAAAGACAAAGAGAACAAGAAGCAGAAAACAUCUCAGAAACGGAAACUGUCAGAAGAGGAUGAGGCUGUUGGGCAGCCCAAGAAGAAGUGGAAAGCGCAGGCUAAUGAAGAAGUACCCAAAAAGAAAAAGAAGAAAGCUGGUGACCUGGAGAAGCUGCCAGGCAGCAAGGAAAAGAAAAAAUCGGCUAAAAAAAAAAAGACUGGAAAAGAAAAGAAGAAGAGCAAAAAGGUGUCUUCAGAAGGGGAGCCUAUAGCAGAUGGCUCUGUUGAGGUUCCCAAGAAGAAGAAGAAGAAGAAAACACCCAAGCCUGAAGGAUUGUGAGAAGGUACCGCAUUCCUGUGAUUAAGGAUUUAUGGGCGAAGAUCAAACAGAAGAAAGGAAAAGGAAGCUCAUCAGGAGAAUUCCAACUUUUUUUUUUUAAAUAAUAAUUUAUAAGUUCUUUUAACUAUGACUUUUAGAGCAGAGCAGUGUAACUUUCUGCUGCCUCCUGCCCGGGCCCAGAGAUGUGUUUGUUGUCCCUCCCGAUGGCUCACUUGUUGCACAAGAACUGAAGGAGGCAGUUUGACCAGAGAGGAGCCAGCUUGCAUAAACUGCUUUCCUCCUAGUUGAUACCCAGCCAUCUCUAUCUUUCUCAUCACAGAGCUAUAUUUUUAAGAGAAACUUUUACCUUUUUUUUUUUUUUUUUUUUCUUCUUUCACCUUCUGUGAUUUGUGGUGUCAGUCUUUUUGCUACUAUGGAAGAGAGCUCUUGGGUUUACUUUUUAUUCUAACACUCACAGCAGUGACUAUUGUGUCCCUGGAUUGCACUGAACCGCUGUGUCCAGCAGCUGUUCUCAGCCAAGGUGGCAUAAUUUUUUGUGGGUUUUUUUUAUGGAAUACAAAAUAAAAAAAGAACGGUGAGAUCUUUCUUCAGCUGCUUUCAAGGGAAGGGAGUUGACUGAGGCAGGGUAGAUGCUGGGGCUGAGCCCAGGGCAGGGCUCAGUGUCUACCCAGUUCAUAGAGACCACUUCAGGCCCUGGGGAAAAAUCAGUUGCUUUCUGCUUCCUCCCCAGAGACAAGCAGAUGCUGUUGUUCUUCUAGGAUUGGUUUGUAUGGUUUUUUUUAAUUACUAAAGUGCUGUGUAGGGGCAGGAGCCAAGAAUAGGUUUGGACAUCACCCUGUUGCAGAUCCACCCUGCUGCCUUGCUGGCAGCUGCUACCCUGCACCUUGUACUGGGCUUGUACCUGGUUUCCUUGCUUCCUUCUAAAGGUUUAGGAGGCGAGGAAAAAAGGGACUGGAUCCCCUUGUGCUCCUCCCUCCCAUGCUGUACAGCCUUGCUGCAGGCUCUGCUGUUGAGGGCAGAGGGCUCUGGCUGCCCCCUUGCACCUGCGCAACUGGGGUGCAGGAGGGACACUGCUCCCCGUACAGGGCGCAGCUCCCCAGUGCUGCGAUACACUUAAAGGUGACUUCAGCCUCCCGUGCUGUGCUGGGAGAUUGAACAAGUGGUAGAUGAGGAAUAUGUAUGAUCCUGGGUCAGGGCACAGAUGUCCUAGUGUCUUUGCCGAUUUUUUUAUUCCCUUUUUUCUUAAAAUUCAUUUCAUUUACACCAAGGACAGCUGCAUGCUAGUGGCAGGGCAGCGCUUGCAAAUAGAGUUGUUUACAAGGCUUUCUUAUUCAAAAGUUUAUUUGAAAUUAGCUUGUGAGACAUUUCUAAAGAAACUAUCAGAUAUAUCCAGAAAAACUAGAAGUCCCUUUGACUCCAGGGUCAGCUUCUCUGCACACUUACCCACUGCUUCAGCUGUCCUCCAGCCUGAAGGCAGAAGGUGAACAUGUUGCCUACAAAACUCAGCACAACAACCAUCUACUCUAGUAAUAACAGGGCUUCGGCCUACAGGGGUCAGUUAAGAAGCUGGUGGAGGUUGUUUUGCUGCUUUUAAUGUUUAUUCAGUGUAAGAAAGCAUUAGUGUGCGUGCCACUGUCUGGGUGCUGCGGGAUGCUGAUGCGCAAAAGGGAACAGGAUUUAUGGGUCUGACAUCAUUGAAAUAAUUUUCCAGCCUGCUUUACCUACUCUCUGGGGGAACACUUUGUCUCCAGCACUGCUCCUGGUGGCAGCUAAGCCCCAUCUGGUGCCUUACAGCAGGGGGGCACAGUCGAUACCUCUAGGGACAGGGGUGUGCAGGGGUGCCCGCUGCUAAUCUAAUUGCCUUGGAAAAGCAAUGUAAGAGCAGAAAUGAAA
Messenger RNA from Falco peregrinus (peregrine falcon), 4961 nucleotides. It is a transcript of the gene TCOF1, whose product is annotated as treacle ribosome biogenesis factor 1. Bases 42 to 3068 code for a protein of 1008 amino acids. The transcript has 18 exons. Gene Ontology annotation, molecular function: protein binding. NCBI's taxonomy places the organism in Eukaryota, Metazoa, Chordata, Aves, Falconiformes, Falconidae. The record is from RefSeq and is a predicted model, not a curated record.